Molecule: messenger RNA, 2873 nt
Organism: Gadus chalcogrammus (walleye pollock)
Lineage: Eukaryota; Metazoa; Chordata; Actinopteri; Gadiformes; Gadidae
Product: receptor-type tyrosine-protein phosphatase O-like
Exons: 22
Coding region: 93-2471 (792 amino acids)
Biological process (GO): axon guidance; peptidyl-tyrosine dephosphorylation involved in inactivation of protein kinase activity; regulation of glomerular filtration
Cellular component (GO): glutamatergic synapse; plasma membrane; GABA-ergic synapse
Molecular function (GO): protein tyrosine phosphatase activity; cadherin binding; Wnt-protein binding
Source: RefSeq, a predicted model, not a curated record
UCACGGCGCUGAGCUCCGCCGGGGACUGCGAGGCCCGGGAGAGCUCCUCCUACUCUGCCUUCACCUUCUACCUCAGCCCCGGGGGCCGGUGCAUGGAGGAGCCCAAGGAGCGGCCCUACAGCGUGAGCGUCCGCCUGCUGGGCUCCAGCACGGCCGCCGUAAGCUGGGGCCCCUCGGCCGAGGGCCACAACGGCAGCCUGAUCUCGGUGCUGUCCACCACCUGCCUCCGGCCCAGCCUGAACCAGAGGAUGGAGAGCACCUACUGCACCGAGGAGAACACCACCAGUGACAUCAUCACCAGUCUGACCCCCGGGGCCCAGUACCGGGUGGUGGUCUACCACACCAACGGACCCCUCAUCAGCCCCCCCUCCGAGCCCGUCAUCAUCGAUAUAGAGCCCACGGGGGUGCGGGACCUGGUGGUCUACCCCCUGAGUCCCACGGUGGUCAUCCUGAGCUGGCAGCGGCCGUACCACGUGGCCUUCCGCAAGUACGUCCUGCAGACCUUCUUCUUCAACCCCGUCACGCUGGCGUCGGAGUGGACCACCUACUACGAGAUCGCCGCCACCGCGUCCGUCAUCGCCUCCGUGAGAGUGACAGAUAUGCUGCCCGCCUGGUACUACAAUUUCCGUGUUUCCAUGGUGACCUGGGGGGACCCAGCUCUCAGCUGCUGUGACAGCUCAACUGUCAGCUACAUCACGGCCCCGGAGGCCCCCCACAUCUCCUCCGUGGACUACUCCCACGGGGUUCUGUACGUGCGCUGGACGUACGGGGAGCUCUUCGUCGACCUGUCCCACUCCCGGAUGCUGCACUGGCAGGUGGUGGCCGUGGGCAAGAAGGGAGCCAAGAAGAGCUACUCCAUCGACGUGACGCGUAACGUCAUGCGUGCCAGCCUGCCGCUGCCCCCCGGCGACAUCUACAACCUGACGGUGACGGCGUGCACGGAGCGCAGCCGCAACACCUCCACGCCCAGCAUCAUCAAACUAGAGCCGGCGCCGCCGCGGUCGCUGUACGCCGUCAACACCACCCACUCGUCCUUCACCCUGCUGUGGAGCGUGGAGGGGGUGGUGGACUACUACCAGGUCCUCUGCCGACCGGCCAGACCCCACACCGAGGCCAAGCCCCAUCAGGCCCAGGCGUCCACGGGUCACUUUGUGACGGUGUCGGGCCUCCAGCCGUCCUCCACCUACAACUGCACCGUCACCACCUACAGCUACAGCACCGCCAGCAAGCCCGCCUACAUCAGUGUCAGCACCGUCGCUAAGGAGAUGAACCCCGGGGUGGCGGCCGUCUCGGCCCUGGCCGUCCUCAGCGUGCUCCUGGUCAGCCUGCUGGUCCUCUUCCUCCUGGUGCUCCGCAAGAAGCACCUCCAGAUGACCCGGGAGUGCGGAGCUGAGACUUUUGUCAAUUUUGCUUCCUUUGAGAGAGACGGCAAGCUUCCAUACAACUGGCGAAGAAGUCUCUUUGCCUUCCUCACACUUCUGCCAUCCUGCCUUUGGACUGACUAUCUCUUGGCUUUUUAUAUUAAUCCGUGGAGCAAGACGGCUUUGAAGAAACGGAAGCUAACAAGCCCGGUCCAGCUGGAUGACUUUGAGGCCUACCUCAAAGACAUGAGCAAAGACACUGCCUACAAGUUCUCCCUGCAGUUUGAGGAACUGAAGACUGUGGGACUGGACCUGUCACAUGACGCAGCCGACCUGCCAAUCAACCGGCCCAAGAACCGCUACACCAACAUCCUGCCAUAUGAUUUCAGCCGCGUCAAGCUGAUGUCCUUGCUCAACGAUGAGGGAGCCGACUACAUCAACGCCAACUACAUCCCCGGCUACAAGUCCCCCAGGGAGUACAUCGCCACCCAGGGCCCGCUCCCGGAGACCAGGAACGACUUCUGGAAGAUGGUCCUCCAGCAGAAGAGCCAGCUCAUCGUGAUGCUCACGCAGUGCAACGAGCGGCGCCGGGUGAAAUGCGAUCACUACUGGCCCUUCACAGACGAGCCGGUGAUGUACGGCGAGGUCAGUGUGGAGAUGCUCACCGAGAUCGAGUUCCCGGAUUGGACCAUCCGCAACUUCCGGCUGGGCUACGCCGACGAGAGCCAAGACGUUCUGCACCUCAACUACACGUCCUGGCCCGACCACGGCGUGCCAACGGUCAACGCCAUCGAGAGCAUCCUGAGUUUCGUCGAGAUCGUCCGCCAUCAGGCCGACCAGUCCAAGGAGUCCGUGGUGGUGCACUGCAGUGCGGGCGUCGGGCGGACCGGGACCUUCAUGGCCCUGGACCGUCUCAUGCAGCACCUCCGGGAGCACGAGUACGCCGACGUCCUGGGCAUGGUGUCUGAGAUGCGCUCCCACCGCCUCUCCAUGGUCCAGACCGAGGAGCAGUACGUCUUCAUCCACCAGUGUGUGCCGCUCAUGUGGAAGCAGAAGAAGCAGCAGUCCAUCACCGGCGACGUCAUCUACGAGAACGUCAGCAAGACAUAGUGUCGCUCCCCCUCCCAGGGCACGGACAGACGUAGGACCCUCCACCACCACCUCCUCCACCUCCUCUGCUUCCAGCUCCUCCUCCUGAUCUUCAUCACCGCGCCUACAAUGUAAAACUCUGCGGCCGCGUCCGAGCGGAGACAUCGGCGACAUAAAGGCAUCCGGGAAAAAACAACCACAAAAACAUAUUUAUAGUGUUGAUGUUGAACGCAUGGGACGGUACUAAUGCCUUAACGAGCCGCCGCCGCCGCCAGACUCGUCACCAGCCGCCGACCCGACCCCUGACCCCUGACCCCAUUAGUGGACUCUCUCAUAUUGAGAGGGGUCGAGGGGUACACCCUGGGGUGGGGUGGGACGUCAUGUGACCACGGCGACGCGGUCCCGGAGUGAAUGUCAAAGCAG